Messenger RNA from Caretta caretta (loggerhead turtle), 2077 nucleotides. Lineage: Eukaryota; Metazoa; Chordata; Testudines; Cheloniidae. The record is from RefSeq and is a predicted model, not a curated record.
UCAUGUGAUGCGAGCCGAGCCGAGCCGAGCCAAGAGCGGCAGCAUGGACCGCGCCGCGCACGGCCCGCUACGGGCAGGGGGGACCUGCCGGGCGCGCAGGCGGCCGCGUCUCCAUGGCAGGGCGGGCGCGGCCAGUGCGGGGGGGGGUCAGGGCAGGCGGGUGCCCGCCGCCCGCCGGGGCGGCCCCCGCUGCAUCGCGCCCUGCCCCGGGCUCAGCGCGUCCUGCGCGCACCGCGAAUUUCAGCGCCGCGCGCAGAGCCCCCGGCUCCUGGCCGCGGGCGCGCAAUUAGCGCCCCGCGGGACACGCUGCCGGGCUUCGCCGGACCCCAGCGGCCCCGCGCCGGGCGAGCCCUUCCCGGCCCCUCGGAGAGAAGCGCGAGUGUGCGGCCAGCCGCGUCCGAGGCGCAGCGGCGGCGUGCGGCGGCGGCACCUUAACGGCAGAGCCGGCGGUAUUUUUAGCUUCUCCUCGCCUACACACUCGCGUGGAAAGUACAGGGAAGGCUGCGUCCCCCGCCCGGGAGCAGAGACGGGAGCGGGCAGGCGCCAGCCCUGCGGCGAGAUGCGCAGCUUCUCCUUCGGGGGCAAGGAGAGCGCGCAGUCCGGCUGCAGAGCCCGCCCGUCCUUUGCGAGCUGGGGCAGUUGGAUUUGGAUUUGGAUUUGAAGGAGGCCGGCCCCCUCCAUCGCCCCUCAGGGCCGCCCUCCCCCCGAGAGCAGAGCUGGGGGAGCUCUCCCUCAGCGUAGGGAGUCUCACUGAUUAAUGGCCCAGUAAUCUGUUAACCACUAACUACCGCCUGUGGCUACAUUGUAGGGGGCUUUGUGGCCUGGCUGGAGUAAUGUAAACAGUUUCCCACCCUGAGCUCUCAGCUUGAAUAGGAAUCUCCUAAUCUGUGUACACUGGGAUCCUCCCAGGCUGGGGUAAUGUGAGACCAACCCUCUGAACGCCAAAGCAUUCUUGAUCCAAAAACCUCCAACCCCAUUCCCUGUUGUCUUUGCUCCUUUGCUGCCCAUCACAACCCCCAGGUGAUAUUCCAGGCCACCCCAAUGGUUUAGUACCAGUUGAGCACAGGAACAGGUGGGGGAGGGGGAGAAAGGGAGACCCCUCUGCUUAUUUCCAUUGGGCUAAUUUAGUUUCCUGCAAUUCCUUCCUUUUGGCCCUUGUGUACUUCCGGAGUGGAAGAAAAUCACAGAAGCAGCCAGGCGAGAGCUGUGUGCAGGGGAAGGGGAAGGGGAAGGGGAAGCUGUAGGGUGUUACCCCUUCCCUUUCUGGCCGGCAGGAAGGACAGGGCUCUGCCAAUGUGUAUCAUCCCACUCCCCUACACAGGAGCUAUGGCACCAAACUCUGCCCAGCUUCCCUAGAUACCAUGGCUGAAUGUCACGCAGCUGGGGUGAAAGAACUGGUGGCUGAAUGUCAAACAUGCCAGCAAAAAAUGAGCCCAUGUGUCCAGGAGCAGCAGGCUGGGAAAAGAAUAAUUCACCACACCAAGAAACUUUGAUUUGUUUUCUAUCCUCUCUCUUGUCUUCUACAUGAAUUAGCCAGAAUUAAUCCCAGCUGCUGAGGAAAUGGGCCUGGCUCUGCUCUUCCUUACUCCAGUCUUGUAGUGCUGUAACACCGGGACCUCCUGUGGAUCUGCUUCCAGUUGACAGCUGGAGAAUCAGGCCCAAGCUAGAAUGUUUGAGUUGAUCUUUCUUUCCACCCAAAGGAACAGGGUGAGUUGCCAGGGCAUUUUACUGACAUCUUUAACUUACAAACUUUAUGUAACUGCUGGAAAUGGCCCACCUUGAUUAUCACUACAAAAGGUUCCCACCCCACCCUGCUCUCCUGCUGGUAAUGGCUCACCUUAAGUGAUCACUCUCUUGUUACAGUGUGUAUGGUAACACCCAUUGUUUCAUGUUCUCUAUGUAUAUAAAUCUCCCCCCUGUAUUUUCCACUGAAUGCAUCCAAUGAAGUGAGCUGAAGCCCAUGUAGCCCAUUUAUUUAUGCUCAAAUAAAUUGGUUAGUCUCUAAGGUGCCACAAGUCCUCCUUUUGCGAAUACAGACUAACAUGGCUGCUACUCUGAAACCUUUAUGUAAGCAAUA